AUGAUGAAACUCAUCAUGUUGUGCAUUUUGCUAGCAUGCUUCGUCUUGAUGGCUUCAGCGUUAUCUGAGAAUGAUCAACAGAAUGCGGGCGCUGAUGGUCCUUCGGUGCUAGUGAUCGGCUUAGGUCCCGCUGGCUUAUCCUUUUUACAUGCUCUGGCAUCAAAGAGAAAUCAGCUACAAGAAGCUGGUGAUUUGGAGGGUCUCAAAGCGCUUCCGAGAGUCACUGCUGUUGAGCGCGCUUCAGGUCCUGGUGGGAUUUGGCGAGAACACACAAAGAAAGGCGACAAUGAAUAUCGCAAUAUGUAUGGGGAUUUGUGGACCAAUCAUCCCAAGGAAACUUUUGAGUACCCCGAUUAUACUUUCGCGGAUCAUUUCGGAAACAAGGAGCUACCAGCCUUUCUGAGACGAGAACAUGUCCGAGACUACAUCCUGGCACGAGUUACAAGUGUAGAAAAUGUAUUUGAAACCAACAGCGUCUAUUUUCAGACUGAGGCCAAGAAUGUCCAGUACAUUAAACGAAAAGGUCAGUUUGUGGCAACUCUGGACCAAUGGCAAGAGGAUGAAUCAAUAGGGAAUAACGGUUCGAAAACAUGGACCACAUCAUCAACGCUUUACUUUGACAAGAUCAUAUGGUGUGGAGGCUGGAACGGAAUCCCCAGCUAUCCCCUCGAAAUCUUAGCCACUUUGGAUCAAGGUCGCUACAAGGGAAUUCGAAUGCAUUCCCUUGAAGUGGAUAGCCUUUUGAAGGAUUCCAUAGAGAAUAAAACAAUUGUGCUGAUAGGGGAUAAUGACUCUGCCAACGACAUCGCCUAUCAGAUGCUCAAGCGUGGUGCAAACAAGGUUAUAAUUGCGAGUAGAAAUGAUAAGGGAUCCGCUUCGUUGCUCCCUAGCUGGCCAGAAAACAGGGUGGAGAUUCUUCGUCAUUAUCAGCUGGCGGGCGUGACAGAAGAUGGCACCGGACUUUUGUUUGGAACGAGCGAUGUAAACCAGGGAAGGAGUAUUGCGGAUGUAUCAGUAGUUAUCUUAUGCACCGGAUACGACCCAAAUGUGAAUUCACUAUCUCCGGAAUUAUCAUUUGCGCUUCAACACCUGUGGCACCUACCGGGAUCACUCCCCAUCCCAGCUAGCUACAAGAAGCAUGGUUUGGAAAACGACUUUUGGGGUGUCCCGGAUGGAUGGGAAAUGCCUCACAACGUCCUGACGGAUGAACUCACAAAGCUCAACAAUGGAGAUGAACAUAUUGAACCCGAUCUUGGGAAAGCCAUGGGAUCGUAUAUUUCCAACAAGUAUAUCUAUCGAAAUGUUUUCAUUCACAACACCAACAUGUUCUUCAACCACGAAACCACGUAUCAGCAGCUAUUCGAUAUUGAUGUGAGUGCUUGGCUCAUCCUAGGGUACAUGACUGGAGAAGUAUCGAUUCCUGAUCUAAAUACCAUGGAGCAACGCAAUUUGGAAGAGGUCAUCCUCCAAAUGGAGAAUCCCAACAACCGCUAUCAUCUUGAUCGCGAGUACGCUUCUCUGUUGGACGUACUCAGGAAUGACAAGGAUCACUGGUAUUCACACGGUCGGGAUAGGCGUAAGCGCGAGUUGUACAGGGCCGAGUUCGAAGUCCAAGUCAGAUUGAUAGCUCGAGAUAUGCAAGAUGCCAAGUACCCAGCAUCGUAUGGCAACUUUACACAUCUGAAUCGAAAUGGGAUCGAUUUGGUGGAGAUGUCAGUGGACUUUUAUCAUAACAAAUACUGGAUUGGAUACACGGAUGAUAGGAAUAUGCAUAACCCGGCGAGAGGUUGGACCUACCGCGACAUGGACUGCUCGACGUACAAGUCAUUGUGGAGUGGAUUUGUAUCGAAACCGUUUAAUGGCCAUUGGCUGGAUGUGGAUGACCACGGCUGUCUUGUUGAAGAUGCAUCUGACUGCGGGAUACCGCGAAUUCGCAAAUAUACCAACGAUUCGAUCCAAAUGCGAUUACUGCCGACGGGAUCCGAGGUGUCGGAUGAAACUGACGAUGCUGGUUUCCAUAGUUAUUUUCAAGAUGGCGAAGUUUUAGAGCUCGCGCUCACGCUGGUGGUUGUGAUCGCAUUCAUUACCACGAGCACCAAAAUCGUGUUUGCUGAAGAAUCAGAAAUCAAUAAGAGCAGUAACGGUGCUGACAAAUUGCCGAGCACGACCAGAUACCGUAGGUUCCGAUCCAUUGACGUGCUGCGUGGGAUGUGCGUUUUCAAUAUGAUCUUCAUUCACUUUGGAGAGUAUCUGUCCGCCCAAUGGUUUCGAAAUUGCUCUCUUUUCGGUACGCCUGCUUUUCUGCUUAUUGCCGGCUUGAGUUUUCAUGUUCUAUCCGAAUCAGCGAAAAGGAAAGGCGAAGGCGUUAGUGGACGAGCAUUCCAAAGGGCAAUGUUUCUCUACCUUCUCCAAGGAGCUCAAUCAAUUGUAUUGAGCGGAAAAGUCGAUGACGUCUACUCGUGUGAAACUCUGAUGAUUGCGGGGCAUGCUCAACUGAUUCUUGGUAUGGUCCACAAUUUCGAAGCACCAGUUCUAGCCCUCUUUAGUGCAAUCAUCAUUGGUAUGACGGGAGCUGUUCGGGUCGCCUUUAUGGAUACGGACGAGUAUUGGAGAAUCACUGAUUUCGGGGGCAGCGUAACCUUUGAUCCAAUGACCGACUUCAGUGAAUGGGAGGAUAUCUUUCACUUUCAUGUUACCGAUGGGUUUUUUCCAUUGUUCCCGUACGCUGCAUACCCCAUCCUCGGCCUUGCCAUUGGAAAAUUGAUUUAUGGAAAGGAUGAAGUCGAGUCUAGAUCAAGACACGUGAAAGUACUUGCCAUUGCGGGGAGUAUCCUACUUACAUUGAGCGUCGCCCUGUUGAUGGUUGGCAAGCUUGCACCCUCUUUGAUCGAUAAAUCGCGGCUAUUUGGUGUAUAUAUUGGGACAUGGAGGUCGUGGCCGUAUGAAAGCUUGGAACACGUACUAGUAUCUGUUGGACGUUCUCUUCUCUACGUUGCCGUGGCUACCAAAAUGUUUGAUGGCGAUGACGCCGAAAGUAUCGAGCCCUCUUUACGAAUAUCCAUUCGCAAUUUCUUUUCCGUGUUUGGCAGAUUCUCCUUGACAUUGUUUUCAUUACAUCAUGUUGCCAUUUAUGGCAUUCUUGGGAUCGGUGGCUACAUGGCCGGUGAAUCAUACCUAGCCAUGUUUGAGAACAUGUUUGAACUGAAGACUUCUCUGUUGUUGGGUGCUGUGUUCCUUGUUGUGAUGCACGAGUUGUGCGUAUGGCUUGAGAGAGAGUCGAUCCCCACCUUGGAAUAUUUGCAGAGACUCUUUUGUAGGUUACAAUUAACCAGCACUCGCAUCGCUUCUGUUCAAGAAUCGAAAAAAGAGGACACAGGCAAGUCUCAGAGGUCUCUUCGGUUCCGAUCCAUAGACGUUCUGCGUGGGAUGUGCGUUUUCAAUAUGAUCUUUGUCCACUUUGGAGAGUAUCUAUCAGCCCAAUGGUUCCGAAAUUGCUCUCUUUUUGGCACACCUACUUUUCUCCUUGUUGCCGGCUUGAGUUUUCAUGUCCUAUCCGAAUCGGCGAAGAGAAAAGGCGAGGGCGUUGGUGUGCGAACCUGCAAAAGGGCAAUCUUUCUCUAUCUCCUGCAAGCAGCCCAGUCACUGAUUUUGAACGGAAACAUUGAUGAUAUCUUUGUGUGUGAAACUCUAAUGAUUGCUGGCCAUGCUCAGUUGCUUCUUGGAUUGGUCCACCAGUUCCAGGCACCAGUUCUGGCCGUUCUGGGUGCCACCAUCCUUGCUACGACGGGAUUCGUUCGAGACGAAUUUAUGGACAUUGAAGAAUAUUGGAGAAUCAAUACUUCCGAGGGCAACGUCAUGGGGUUUGAAGUGUUGACGGAAGACACUGAAUUGGAAGAUAUCUUGCACUUUCAUUUUGUGGAUGGUCUAUUUCCAUUGUUUCCCUAUGCGGCAUAUCCCAUCCUCGGUCUUGCCAUUGGAAAGGCAAUAUAUGGAAAGGAUGAAGCCGAGUCGAGAUCAAAGAAUCUAAAAGUACUUGCCAUUGCUGGGGGUAUCAUCCUUGCAUCUGGUGUCGGGCUCUUGAUGGUUGGAAAACUCAUACCGGAAUGGAUUGACGAAUCGUGGCUGUAUGGUGUGUACAUUGGAGCCUGGAGGUCGUGGCCGUAUGAAAGCUUGGAGCACAUACUCGUGUCACUUGGGCGGUCUCUUCUCUACGUUGUCGCAGCAACCAAGAUAUUUGAUGGUGAUCAUGACGCUGAAAGUGAUGUACAGCCAUCUAUACGAGGAUCCAUUCGUGAUUUCUUCUCGAUGUAUGGAAGAUUCUCGUUGACAUUAUUUCCUCUACAUCAUGUUUUUAUCUAUGGCAUUCUUGCGAUUGGCGGAUUCUCGACUGGUGAAUCCUACCAAGCCAUGUUUGAGAACAUGUUUGAACUAAAGACGUCUCUUUUGUUGGGUGCGAUAUUCCUGUGUGUGGUGUACGAAUUGUGUUUGUGGCUGGAGAGAGAAUCAAUUCCCACGUUGGAGCAUUUGCAAAGGCACCUCUGCAACUCGCGGCUCACUUUGGCUCCAGCCGUGAGACCUUCCAAGAAGCGUGACUGA
This is a messenger RNA of Cylindrotheca closterium, 4596 nucleotides long. NCBI's taxonomy places the organism in Eukaryota, Bacillariophyta, Bacillariophyceae, Bacillariales, Bacillariaceae. The record is from the annotation of a GenBank genome assembly.